AUGGCGAUGAUGCACGCCGUGAAGCAGUGGCAGAGACACCAAGCUGGGACCGCGCGGGAACGACCAAGUCAGCAGCGUGCUCAGAAGGCGGACGGACGGGCGAGACGCGAGAAGCGAGGAAAUUCAUGCCGUGGCGGUGGAUCCGAUAAUGCGGUUGCAUAUCAGCAUGUGGUCUGCCCACUUUACGCUGUCCCGUCACAACUGGGUGCGGUUGCGGAUCUCGAAGCGCCUAUUGCACCUUGGACAUGGUGCGUUCUCAGUUGCAGUGAAUUUGACGCCUUCUCCGCGAACAACGCAAGCAAGUCCCACUCUUGCAACCAACUCAGGACUCAAGCAGAACGCACUGCGAAGGCUGAUAUCCCAAGCCAGAUACAGGCAGAGUCUACUUUUGUUUCGCCAGCAGCUAACCAUUCAAUCCAAGUUGUUGUGCAACCUGCUGCAAGGAGCAUCGAGAGGAUGAAUGUGGUCCUUUUCGAGCUUGCACCAACUCAAUUUGACUACAGACGAUUCGUGCCUAGUCAUAGCAGAGAAGGCAGAGAAGAGGCGCAACACGAAAGCAGCGACGAUCACGACGAGUUAGCCAAACACCAGUGCUUCUCGGCAUUUCUCGGUGCAUGUGUUUGGCUGUCAAUCUCGACCGACGGGAGAAAACCCGGGUGCUUUUUCUCACGAGAAGAUACCCAGUCUCGCUUCCGCAGCUGUGAUAUCGGUUCGUCCAAGCUUGAUGAGAAAGUAGAAAUAUUCAAAACGAGAGAAAGCAGAUCUGACCAUUCCAACACGCGCCAUGCGACACGCCGGUACACAUGCUCACAAUCUCUGUCUGACUGUCAGCACCGCACCUGA
Messenger RNA from Mycosarcoma maydis (corn smut), 843 nucleotides. RefSeq lists its product as uncharacterized. Bases 1 to 843 code for a protein of 280 amino acids. The transcript has 3 exons. The record is from RefSeq and is a predicted model, not a curated record. Lineage: Eukaryota; Fungi; Basidiomycota; Ustilaginomycetes; Ustilaginales.